UGAAUACACAAUAAGAGGGGGCUAUUAAAAUGAUUCUGACAAUCUUAAGAUGCCUAAAUAAAUGGGAAGACACACGGACAUUUUCCCAUAAAGAAACAUUAACUUGAAGAUUAUCAAGAGAAUAAGAAAUGAGGUCAAAACUUGUAUUUUUCUGCUUAACACUGUUGUAUGUGAAAACUGUACGUACAUGCAGACGACACCAACAAGUGAAUCUUCAGCCUUAUAUGGGAACAACUCUUACUUAUCCAGAAAAAUAUCCGGAAGAAACGGGAUUCAAAGCAAACUGUUCCUGGGAAAUCAUCGCACCUUCAGGAUUUGAUGUCGUCGUGCAUCCUUUGUGGUCGUGCGGCUGUAGAACAACCAUCAAACUAUAUAAUGAUACAACAUUUUUACAACUGGGAAAUCAUUCGUUCGACUGCCCUGCUGAGAUGGUAGACAAUUCCAAACGAAUUAUUCGGAUUGGAUUGUCACAAUUUUGGUUGGUUCUAUCGACAAUGUCCUCAUCAGAUGAAGGCGGUCUGCGAUUUCGAUUCAUGGCUGUAGAAAUUAACAAAGGCAAUACAUGUGAAAGUAGUGGCACAAGACUGUUGGCAAGCAGAACGCCUACCUUCAUCACCUCUCCCGGAUUUCCAUCUCAGUAUCAACCAAAUUUGAAAUGUACUUGGUUGGUGGAAACUGCUCUGCCGGAGGAUGACGCAUAUUUAGUGUUUGAGUUUCGAUCCCAGUUUUUAGAGCAGAUAUCAGCAUUCAAUGGAGAUUGCUUUGAUUACGUUAAGUUAGAUGGGCUAGAUACAUUUUGUGAAGAAAACGAAGAAAACAUUCUGCAGACUCAUUCCCGUGUGCUGAAAAAUAAAACAUCUGUGGAAGUUAGUUUUAUUACUGACCAUAGCAUUGAAGAGAGCGGAUUCGUUCUGACUUUUUACGUUAAAGAGUCCGUAAAGAUACUAUCCUUCAGAAGCAGCGAUUCUGUACUACGAGAAGGAAAAUCAUUAUGGAUUCAGGCAGUAAUAAAGGGCGGCUCUGUCUCCAGCGUCCAAUGGUUUUACAAUGGUAUAUCAAGAAGCAACACUUCUUCUAGACUUAUAAUGGGAUCCUGUACGUCUGCCAAUGGUACAGAGUGCCAUAUGCUAAACAUAUCAAGGGUUCUGCCACGGGAUGAAGGCAUGUGGACAGUAAAAGUAUCCGAUGGUAUUGCAACAACAGAGAGGAGUAUCAGCAUAAAGGUUCUUCCAAAGCCUGUCCUACAGAUGAUACCAAGAUACGAUUUUUUGAAUCUGACCGGUGAUGAAAUAAAUAUCCAGUGUAGUGUUAUAAAUCCUGAAUCUAUCAUCGGCGUGACAAACGGAAGUUUAAUUUGGCAGAAGAAUUUGAAGGAAAUUGUAUCAGGUUCUGGUUUCAAUAUAAAUGAUACAAACACAACAACAAUGCUGACCAAGCUAUCAGCAAAACCUGAUGAUUCCGGAAGUUACUCGUGCUCAUUGUCUGGUUACCCCGAUCCUGUCCUUGUUUCCAUUGAUAUCACUGUCGCACAACCAGGGCAAAAGAGAUGUCUAGACGAGAACUUAGAUGGCAUAAUAUGGAGUGCAACGAUCGUGGGAAGAAACAAACAGACAUCUUGUCCCAAUAAUCAAAAAGGAACUGCGACCCGUUACUGUAAUUUACAAGGCACAUGGGAUUCCCCUAACCUGGUGAAUUGUACUGAUGAAGCAUUUUUGAACGCUUCUAUAGCGUUAGGCAGUCUGAUAGAAGACGGAGUUGAUGACCCAGAAACAUUACAAAAAGCAGUCAACAACACUCUUGUGACAAUGCAAAACCUAACCUCGAAGGUUGAUGGACUCAGCUCCGGGGAUAUCAGUUCAUCUAUAGAUAUUCUAGACAAGAUCGUCACUAUCACCAAUAGGACGGAUGGAGGCAUAGAAAAAGAGGGUUUCUUUGGAGUCGUAGACAAUGUGUUGUCUACUAAUAAUUCGGACUCAUGGACUGCCGUCAGCGAAAAGACAGAUAAAGCAGUUACUUCGCUUUUGAAAAGUGUGGACACUCUUAGUGAAGUGAUUAUGAAACAGAAUAGUGUAUCUACUGCGAACUUUAACGGCAAAAAUCUAGAAUUAACAAUUGACCGAACUAAGAUUGGUGAAACCGGAAUGACGUUUCCUGCUGUAUCCCCAAACAAUAUUUCAAAAGCUGUCGAAGAAAAUGCAACUUUUUUUGAAUUGCCAAAGCAACACAAAACGACAGAUAAAGCUUUUAACUAUGUGGCUGUUAUAUACAAAACCAUUUCAGAUAUUAUGCCCAAAGAUUCAAAAUCUAAAAGAAUGGCAAAUUCAAAUCACGACAAAGAAGGAGAAAAAAUUGUCAAAGAAGAAUACGUUGAUUCUGGUAUACUGUCCCUCAGUACUCAGACGGACCUUGGCGAGCUAUCUCCUCCCAUACAGUUGACUUUCCAGCACGUCAGCAUGGACAAAGGCUCCAACUUUCAAGCAGUAUGUGUAUCUUGGAAUUUUACCAUAAAUCAGUGGUCAGAAAAGGGCUGCACGAUGAAGUCCACGGCCAGCAAAAGCACGGUCUGUCAGUGUAAUCAUCUAACCAACUUCGCCAUUCUCAUGAGAACAUACGAUACAGACAAGGAAGCCAGUUCCUCUCUGGAGAUGUUGUCUAUCAUCGGUGUGAUAUUGUCCAUUGCUUUCACAAUUUUAACUUUCGUCGUUUACAUCCUGACUUGGAAACAAAUACAGACUGAUCAGAAUACUUUGCUGUUAAAUCUCUGCGGAUCGUUGGUUGUAGGCUACAUAAUGUUCCUGUCAACCGUGAAAAACACAAGCAAUGAGAUCUUAUGUACUAUUUCAACGGCCACCAUCCACUAUUUCUUCCUCGUUACAUUCUUCUGUAUGCUGGGGAUGGGAAUCUACUAUUUCUUCAGCAUCACAGUGACCUACUAUGCCAUGUAUGUGGCUAACAAUUUCAGGUCAAAAUCGAGAAUCCACUGGUUUCUUUUGGGAGGAUGGGGCUUUCCCUUCGUUAUUGUCGCAUCAACACUAGGAGGAUUCUGGGGAAAGGGUUAUCACCAGAAAAACUACUGCUGGCUGUCAAUGGAAAGUGGUUCUCUCUAUCUGUUUAUUGUUCCAGUGUGCAUCAUUGCAGUGGUUAAUGUAUGUAUCAUACUAUCUUUGAUACGGGUGUUGUAUGCUUCAAGUGCAAUGAAAAAGUCGUCUCUUCAUGAAAAAACUGUAUCUGGAUUGCGAUCUCUCGGUACAUUGUUGCCGGUUUUGGGCGUUACGUGGAUAUUGGGAGUCUUGGCUCUGAACGAGGACGCUAUCGUAUUUCAGUUCGUUUUCAUUAUAGCCAAUUCGUUACAGGGGGUUUUCAUAUUCCUUUCACACGUGCUGCUUAACAAAAAGUUAUUGAGGGUGCUAAAAACUCGAUACCCGUGCCUGUCUGUCCUGACUACGUGUACAUGGUCAAGAAGAAAGGAACUGGUUUACGUAUCAGAUGAACAACCCUCUACUUCCCGAGGCCAGUUGAUUAAAGAAUUAAAGCAAACAUUUGGAAAAUCUGGAAAAUAUUCUUUCAACAAUGAGGAAAAAGUUCCCGCAUCCGACUCGUUUUUCACAGAAGAAACCGUGUUCAGUGAAAACUGUAGUUUCGCUGCUCAAGACAAAAUUGUCGUGAUGUCGGACGUUGUAUCAAAGAACGAGGAGUCAAAAUCAUGUUGAGAAAAAAAAGUGGUGAUUUGAAUUGUGUGCAUAUAUUCCAAGUCUGAAACAUUUUUAAAAGACUUUAUAUUUUGUUAAUAAAACGUUAGGAUUCCUAUUCAUCCACCAAAUAAAGCCUGUCGCGGUAUCUCAGUGGUAAAGUGUUCGCUUCGGAAUAGGAAGGUUGUGAGUUCGAGCCCCGCUCGUGCCAUGGUCGUGUCAAACCUAAGACGUUAAUAUAGGUAGUGAUUGCUCCUUCGCCAAACGCUCGGCAUUUAAAUAUGAGAAUCACGGAUCUUUCCAACAUUACCUUAAAAACUAAGAUCUCGUGUCACGACGUUUUAUUGUGGGUCCUAUUAUUUCAUGAAAAGUUGGUAUUCAAUACUGGCUAAUUCCACUGUGUAUAUUACAAGCAUGUCGUGUUUUUAAAAUACAUAUCAUUGAUCAAUAUUUGAAAUGUAUUUCAUUUUUGCAGAAAAAGCAAAGAACACAGAUAAAUAUAAAAACUAAGCGAUGGAAGAAAUAUACAGAGAGGGUUACAUUUUAAAAACUAAUCCAGUAAACAUCGCAUGUUUUUCGUUGGGGUGUAGUCGGACUUCGUUACGAUCGUGGAACAGACAUGCCUAGGGGAUGAAAUCAUCCACAAACACGAAAAUAUGAACAACAAUGACAAAUGAUUAACCAACAAUCAUGGAAUGAAGACUGCUUUCUCAAAUUACAAAACAAUUUUACACAAGUGAUUAUGCAUCAUCAUCCUGUACAUAAAGAAAUAAACUUCUGUCAAAAAUGAAUUGAUAUUUGCAAUCUACGUUUUCUACAUUCCAUUUUCUAACUUAUGAUUACUAUUUUAUAAGGUAUUAACAGCAUGCUCAGUAUAUCAUAUCCAUAAUUAACAAUAUACACAUACUACAAUGCACUGUACAUUUUAAUGAUCAUGCUUGACAUAAACCUCUUCAUCCUCUUUUAUUUGCCCCAUCCAAGUCAACACUUCUUAUAUGAUUGAUAUAUGUCACUAAAAUUGUAUUGUCGAAUAAGUGUGAAUUUUUCCAUCUAUUGUAUGAAGAAGAAAAAAAUUAAAAUGUAUACGUUGA
This is a messenger RNA of Ostrea edulis (European flat oyster), 4780 nucleotides long. Its product is annotated as adhesion G protein-coupled receptor L3-like. The record is from RefSeq and is a predicted model, not a curated record. Gene Ontology annotation, molecular function: G protein-coupled receptor activity. Gene Ontology annotation, biological process: negative regulation of angiogenesis; adenylate cyclase-activating G protein-coupled receptor signaling pathway; cell surface receptor signaling pathway. NCBI's taxonomy places the organism in Eukaryota, Metazoa, Mollusca, Bivalvia, Ostreida, Ostreidae. The coding region runs from base 129 to 3710 and encodes 1193 amino acids. The transcript has 33 exons. Gene Ontology annotation, cellular component: membrane.